Molecule: messenger RNA, 1827 nt
Organism: Saprolegnia parasitica CBS 223.65
Lineage: Eukaryota; Oomycota; Saprolegniomycetes; Saprolegniales; Saprolegniaceae
Exons: 11
Coding region: 1-1827 (608 amino acids)
Biological process (GO): transmembrane transport
Cellular component (GO): membrane
Molecular function (GO): ATP hydrolysis activity; ATP binding; ABC-type transporter activity
Source: RefSeq, a predicted model, not a curated record
AUGGGUCCGCGGGCGCAGAUGAAGCAGUACGGCUACGAGGACCUCGAAGCCGGCGACGGCCAAGACGUCCCGCUUACCGAGCUCGGCGUUCUCAUCAAGCCAUACUUUUGGCCCAAGGACAGCUGGGCACUGCGCUUGCGGGCAAUCGUAUCCGUCUCGCUUGUCGGCGCGUCGCGCGCCUUUCGCGUCCUCGCGCCACUGUACCUCAAGCAGGCGACGAACGAGCUCAUUGCGACCGCCGAGGUCCCGGUUGUCGCCAUCGCGACCUACGUCGGGUUCCUCUUCCUCUCCAACAGCUCCAAGCAGCUGCAGACGUUUCUCUAUUUGCGCGUGAUGCAGAACGCGUACAAGGAGGUGUCGGCCAAGGUCUUUGCCCAUCUGCAUGCCAUGUCGAUGCAUUUCCAUUUGACCAAGAAGACGGGCAAGGUCAUGCGGGUCCUGGACCGUGGCAUUGACAGCACCGACUCGGUCGUGAACGUGCUCUUCUUCCGCCUCGUGCCCACGAUCCUCGAGGUGAUUGCGGUCGGUGGUAUCUUCUUUUUUGCGUUCCACGAGCAGCUCCUGACGCUGGUCAUUGGGGUGAGCGUAGUCGUCUACGUCACGGUGACGGUCCUGGGCACCCAGGUCCGCCUCCGGUUCAAGAAAGCCAGCAACAAGCACGACAAUGACGCCAACGAAAAAGCCGUCGACAGUCUUACCAACUUUGAGACGGUCAAGUACCUCGGCAGCAUUGCGUCCUUCCAGCAGUCGGCGUUUCUGACGCGAGGCCUCACCAACUCGAUCAACGUGGCGCAGCAGCUCAUUCAGGGCAUCUGCUUGCUGCUCUGCCUCCUCAUCGCCGCCGCCAAGAUCAAGCAAGGAACCCUCACGGUUGGCGAUUUCGUGGCCGUUGGCAGCUACAUCACCCAGAUCUUCAAGCCCCUCGACUCACUCGGUGCGAUCUACAAUACAAUCAUGCAGUCGAUUGUCGACAUGUCCAACUUGGUCGAGAUUCUCCUCGUGGAACCCGACAUCCAGGACAUGCCCGGUGCCAAGGCGCUGGUGCUGGCGCCACGCCAAAGCGCCGUGACGUUCGAGCACGUGGGGUUCUCGUACCCCGGGCAGCCAUACGCCAACGGUCUCAAGGACAUCAAUCUGACGAUUGCCCCGGGGCACACACUCGCGGUGGUGGGCGCGACGGGCGCUGGCAAGAGCACGCUGAGCCGAUUGCUCUUCCGCUUUUACGACGUGACGUCCGGACGUAUUCUGAUCGACGGACAAGACGCGGCCAAGGUGACGCAGACGUCAUUACGUCAAGCGAUCGGUAUCGUGCCCCAAGACGCCGUCAUGUUCAACGACACCAUCUUGUACAACAUUCAAUAUGGCCGUCACGACGCAACCGAAGCCGACGUCCUCGAGGCAGCCAAGUCGGCCAAGCUCUACGACUUUGUCAUGACGCUGCCCUUGGGCUUUCAGACCCGCGUCGGCGAGCGCGGACUCAAGCUCUCCGGUGGUGAGAAGCAGCGCGUCGCGAUUGCGCGGGCGAUUCUCAAGAACCCUCGCGUCAUGAUCCUCGACGAGGCAACGUCAGCACUCGACACGCGGACCGAGCGCAGCAUUUACCAGUCGCUUGUCGAGAUCUGCGCCAACCGAACGACGCUCGUGAUUGCGCACCGCCUCUCGACGAUCCAGCACGCUGAGCAAAUCGUCGUCCUCGACCGCGGUCAAGUGGUCGAAGUAGGCGCGCAUGACGUGCUAAUGCAACAACAAGGCGCGUAUGCGUCAAUGUGGCGCCAUCAGUCAGCGCUGCCGGCCGCAGAGUCGACCGACAAUGUUGUCGACGAGUAA